This is a messenger RNA of Micromonas pusilla CCMP1545, 969 nucleotides long. RefSeq lists its product as uncharacterized. NCBI's taxonomy places the organism in Eukaryota, Viridiplantae, Chlorophyta, Mamiellophyceae, Mamiellales, Mamiellaceae. The record is from RefSeq and is a predicted model, not a curated record. The transcript has a single exon. Bases 1 to 969 code for a protein of 322 amino acids.
AUGGCGUCGUCGUCGGCGACGUGCGCCGCCUCCGCCUUCGCCAGCGCCUCCCGCAGGUCCUCUCGCUUUCGAUCGCUCUCCUUCGCCGCGGCGUUGAGCUGCUCGCCCUUCGUCGCGAGCGAGUCUCGCGACGCCGCGAGCUCGACUCUCGUCUUCUCGAGCUCCAUCACGCUCAGCCGACGCUUCGCCUUGGCGAGCUCGUCGAGCUGCGCGUCCACCGCCUUGGUCGCGUCCGCGACCGGGGAAGAUCGGUUGAACAGCCCCGGCGAUAUCCCCGGACCAGGAUGCGGCGCGCCGAAGACGAUCGGCGGCGUCGGCGCGCCGAACGUGAACGCGAACGACGGCGCGGCGAACGACGACGACGACGACGACGACGCGGCGGCGGCGGGCGCUCCGAACGCGACGGGCGGCGGCGCCUCCGCCGCGCCGCCGCCGAACGAUAACGCCGCGGGCGCGGGCGGGUCGUCGUUCGCGUCCGCGUCCGCGUCCGCGCCCGCGCCCGCGACGGUCAGCCACGAGCUCUCCGGCGACGCGUCCGCGGCGUCGACGAACAUCCGCGGCGAGCCGCCGUCCCACCGGUUCUUCGCCGCGGUGAGCGGCGUCGUGACCGGGCGCGUCCCGCGACGCGUCUCCACCCACGCCGGGGUCGCGCCGCCCGGGAUGGGAUUCGGAUUCGGAUCGACGCCGGCGCCGACCCCGACGCCACCGCGCGUCGGCUCCGGCGUCGCGUCGACCGAGGAGGACGACGGCGAUCCCGGGUCAUCCGCGGGGGGCGAGGUCGGCGAGAACGCGCCGGAGCUGGACGGGAUCUUCGACGCGCUCUCGCGCGCGACGGCGUUCGGCGUCGCGCCGGGACGGCGGGGGAAGUGCUUCUCGUGCGACCAGCCGAACCGAGCGCGGUCGGCGGAACUCUGCUCUCUCUGCGGACGACGGCGAGGCGCGGGGAGGGAGGGACGACGACGACGGUGA